GGGAAGUAUGCGCUCGAGUCUUUCGUGCACAUUUUGCCGGUAGCCUCCAAGGGUUCCCGGAGGCGAGGCCAGGUACGCCGUAGGAAUGAGGAUGCAAAGGAUGACCAUGAGGAACAAACAAGGCUACAGCCAGCCUCGUCAGAUCAAGGACAUAAUAGGUCGCAUUUAACACCGGAAUCUUCCAGUGGGGAGGUGGACAUCUCACAGAUCGAUGAACAUCUUGGGAGUCUUCCGACCAGUGUGAUCCUCAAGUCUUUGAACGUUUUUACGAACAAGUUCCCCGAGCUGGGAAUUCUUCAUCUCCCAACACUCAUGCAGGCAUUUCAGUCGGAGUGCUCGCAGGCGACGAAGGUUCUGCUUGGCGUUACCCUUCUUGUAACGAGAACACAACUAUCGCUGCUUAACCCAGCUUGGACAAUGAGUUUGCUACCCAGUAAACAUUAUGAAUACUACAUCCGGCAGAGUCUCUCUGAACUCAUUCUCCAGCCACCUGACAUACAGGUUGUUCAGGCCCUCCUGAUGAUGGCACUCUACGAGUGGGGAUGCCGAGACUUCGAUAAGGCUUGGGUCUACUGCGGUAUCGCGAUCCGAAUUAUGCAAUCCAUCCAAAGUCGACGCACUGCCCCGUACCCUCUCGAUCCUGACAUCAGUCCGGGUGCAGCCAAAGAUACAGUUGCUCCGGGGAUCGAGAACAGAACGAUUUGGGCCUGCUUUAUCAUGGAUCGCAUGAUCAGCUCGGGUACUUACAACCCACCCAUGCUUCCCAUGUCCGAGAUGGAGAAGCUGAAAGUCGCACGGCCUUUGAGCACCGUGGAAUUUGCCUUUGGAACCAACGUAAGCCUUUAUCCCGGGCACACGGGGCAUAACCUCACCUGGUCUGAACGUCUGCCGUCGGGCCUUUUGGAUAUAACCCAAUGCUACGAGAUUUUAGUCUCUGGCUUUGAUAUCUGGGCACAGGUAAUGACUUUUAUCUUUAACGACGGACGUCGAGCACCGGGGAUGUGUGCCCCCGAGAAUUGCCCUUGGGUCCCAGGGUCUCCGUGGUCUAGAACUAAGGCCCAACUGGAAAGGUGGAGGGCUGGCCAACAUGAUCGCCUUCACUAUCCCAGCAACAGUGUGGCGAUCCAUAUGACAUUGGGAUAUGGCGAGUCAUUCACGUAUAUCAAUCUUCUCUAUUAUCUAAGCACUCUUAUGCUCCACCGUGAAUAUUUUCCAUUUAUACCCACUGCAGAGUCGGGCCCAAGAGGACCGGUGGACCAGCCUCUGCUCGAAGCGGAAGCGCCCGUCGGCUGGUGGGAAUCGAGCGCACUAGAGCUGUUCUCGGCGGCGGAACACAUUGCCAGGCUUUUACACGAAGCAUCAGAAUGUGGAGCCCAUCUGAUGACGCCGUUUGUGGGUUUCUGUGCUUUCUCCGCGUCGUAUAUGAACCUCUACAUCUACCGAUUUCCCCGCAUGAACCUUGGUCGAAGUCCCCAGGCUGAACAGCUGAUGAAUUUCUGUCUGUCUUACUUGGAAGAGUUUCGGCACGUGUGGAAGCUGGGAGAGGCUUGGGUGUCUACUCUCAAACAUGCCUCACUCUUAUACGAACGCGCUUCUGCUGACAGGGGAAGAUAUUUAGGAAAGUCUCGACAGGACUUCGAUCAUCUUCACCAGUCCAUCCACGAAUUUCGAGUCGUUGACCGAUCUAAUCAACAUAUACAAGAAAUUGAAGGGGCCGAGGGAGCAAGCCCAGGAGUGACUUAUACUCAGCCCGCGCAACGGGUGGCCCCUAACUCUGAGUUGGACAAUAUUAGCGCACCGCUCACUCAUCUGCUUACGGAGGUUAGCACUUAUUCUCAUGAACAGGGCGCAUGGUCGCAGUGGUGGCCUACAUUGGAGGACAUCGAUCUUGCACUAGUAUCCGGAUGA
Messenger RNA from Aspergillus nomiae NRRL 13137, 1908 nucleotides. Its product is annotated as fungal specific transcription factor domain-containing protein. Gene Ontology annotation, molecular function: DNA binding; zinc ion binding. NCBI's taxonomy places the organism in Eukaryota, Fungi, Ascomycota, Eurotiomycetes, Eurotiales, Aspergillaceae. Gene Ontology annotation, cellular component: nucleus. The record is from RefSeq and is a predicted model, not a curated record. Gene Ontology annotation, biological process: DNA-templated transcription. The transcript is spliced from 5 exons. The annotation marks the transcript as partial.